Molecule: messenger RNA, 2458 nt
Organism: Leptopilina heterotoma
Lineage: Eukaryota; Metazoa; Arthropoda; Insecta; Hymenoptera; Figitidae
Gene: RagA-B
Product: ras-related GTP-binding protein A
Exons: 6
Coding region: 378-1298 (306 amino acids)
Biological process (GO): regulation of autophagy; positive regulation of TOR signaling; cellular response to amino acid stimulus
Cellular component (GO): nucleus; Gtr1-Gtr2 GTPase complex; lysosome
Molecular function (GO): GTPase activity; GTP binding
Source: RefSeq, a predicted model, not a curated record
AAUUAAUUUAGAAAUUGAAUAAACUUGGGUCCUUCUAUUUUUAUAUUUUCUUUUUCUAAUAAAUACAAAAAAUCUUGUCCGCCUUGUCCUUGUCUUUUCCCUUUCUAACCUCAAAGUUUUCUCAUCAGCUGUCACAAUAAUUGGUCAUUUCUUUUAGACACAAAAUAUAUUGAAAGGGAUUGUAAAAUAUAUGAAAAAAAUAAUAAAAAAAAAUACUGUCAAAUGCAGUGAAACCUUGGGGAUACAUAUAUGUCAAAAGAUGGAAUUUGAAUAACAUUUAAAGUGACGCGCAUAUGUGAUAGUGAGUUAAGAGAAAAAAAAAUUUGUCACAUUUUUUUUAGGUGAAUUUUUUUCACCGUAAAAACAAUCUGUCAAAAAUGAAGAAAAAGGUGCUUUUGAUGGGAAAAAGCGGCUCGGGGAAGACGAGCAUGAGGAGUAUUAUAUUCGCUAAUUAUAUUGCGAGAGACACUCGUCGUCUUGGUGCCACUAUCGACGUUGAGCACAGUCAUGUGCGUUUCCUUGGGAAUUUGGUAUUAAAUCUUUGGGAUUGCGGCGGACAGGAGGCAUUUAUGGAAAAUUAUUUUGCAUCCCAACGUGACAAUAUUUUCAGGAAUGUGGAAGUUUUAAUUUAUGUUUUUGACGUUGAAUCGAGAGAAUUGGAUAAGGAUAUGCAUUAUUAUCAGAGUUGUUUGGAAGCCAUUUUACAAAAUAGUCCUGAGGCGAAGAUAUUUUGUUUAGUACACAAAAUGGAUUUAAUUCAAGACGAUCAACGAGAUUUAAUUUUUAAAGAGCGUGAGGAGGAUUUAAGGAGAUUGAGCUUACCUUUAGAAUGUACUUGUUUUAGAACUAGCAUAUGGGACGAGACACUUUAUAGAGCCUGGUCCUCGAUUGUUUACAUGUUGAUACCAAAUGUCAAAGAAUUGGAGCAAAGUCUUAACCAAUUUGCAAAUAUUAUCGAUGCAGAUGAAGUUUUACUUUUUGAACGAGCCACUUUUCUGGUAAUAAGUCACUGUCAGCGACGAUUUCAUCGAGACGUGCAUCGUUUUGAGAAAGUUUCUAAUAUAAUAAAGCAGUUCAAAUUAAGUUGCAGCAAAUUAGCGGCGCAAUUUCAAAGUAUGGAAGUGAGAAAUACGAAUUUUGCAGCUUUCAUUGACGUUUUCACAUCGAAUACUUACGUUAUGGUCGUAAUGUCAGAUCCAGCGAUUCCCUCUGCAGCGACACUGAUAAAUAUAAGAAAUGCAAGGAAACAUUUUGAGAAGUUGGAACGCGCGAGUCAAAGUUCAGUCUUAAGUAGAUAGAAGUCAGUUCGACCCAGGCGCGUCGUCACCCGGGUCUCGACAAUAAAUCGACAUUAAUUUUCAAGAACAAAUGACUGAGAAAUAUAUUAUCGCCAAGAUUAAUCCACAAUCUCUCUCUUCUCUCUCUAUUUCUCCUCAUUCUUUCUAUUUCAUUUCUCCGCUUUUAAGGAAAAAGAAAAAUCUUUAAAAAAAAAUCAUAAUUGCCAAAAGAAACCGGACAUGUGGAGUUUUGCGUCAAAUGCAAAAAAAAGUAACUAUCUAACUAAAACCAUAGACGAAAAAAAUUGAAAAAGUGAUUGAAAAUGUUAGAAUACGCGAUGCUCCACUAGUUUUAGAUUUUAAGAUUGAGCAUUCGUGACAAUUAGAAAUUUGUAAGUCGUACUAGAAGUUAGAAAAAAUGUUACAGUAAUUUUUCAGUAAAUUGAUUGACAGUAAACAAUUUUUUUUUGCUAUAAUUUCUGGUAAAUUAUAGUAAACAUGAAUUUAAUUUUUCAAUAAAUUGAUUUACAAUAAUUAUCAGUAAUUCGUGGUUAAAAACCGAAUUUGCUGAAUUUCAGUAAAUUCAGUAAAUAAAAGUAACUUAAAUUUAUUUAUUAAAAUAAUAAAUAAAUUUAUAACAAUUAAUAAUAAAUAAAAUGAACUAAAUUCGAGUAAAUUGACUAAUCAACAGAGUUGGUGGACUUUUUUUUCAAUUCAGAGGUUCUAGUCUUUGGCUACUGCCCUUUCAAGUGCGAAUUCAUUUUUAUGAAUGAUUAUUUUAUACGUUUAAAUAAACACAGACUUUCCAUAAAAUGUAUAUGUAGAAAAAAAUUGGAAAUUUAUUUUUUAGUUUUCCUUUUCUUUUCUGAUAGUUGAAUAUUUAGUAAUAAAAAAAGGAAUUGUAUCAUUUUGAAUGAAGUAUUUUUUAAAAAUCCUACAUUUGGCGUAUCAUUCUUUCUCCAGUUAAUUAAUUUUUGCCUUUUUGCUCAUGUCAAAUUAUGUACGAAAGAAUUAUGCGCUAAAAUUAUUAUUAUGAAUGGCUGAUAAGAAAAAAAAUAGAAUUUGAUGGUUUGUAAGAAUUUUUGGAUACUUUUGUCACACGUGAUCGUUGGGAGAUAAUAAUGUAUUUUUUAAAUGUAAAACUAAUAAACUGAUUCCCCGAGAAUAAAUUUAUUUCUGUU